Lathyrus sativus (Indian pea) is the source of this 2784-nucleotide messenger RNA. The record is from the annotation of a GenBank genome assembly. NCBI's taxonomy places the organism in Eukaryota, Viridiplantae, Streptophyta, Magnoliopsida, Fabales, Fabaceae.
AUGGCGGAGGGUAUAAUCGCCGAAGCCGAAAAGCAAAAACAAUACGAUCCGUUUCAGAGAAAAAUCGAUUUCGUACCUGUUAAAAGACCCUUCCAAGGCUUUUCCAAUGAUUUUAACAUCGAAACCCUAAACCCUACCACCUCCGAUCAUUCACAAUCAGCUCCUAAGAAACACGAUGGCUCUGAAUUCUCUGAGUGUGGUUUGGAUCCUGAGUUCAGCUUCGGAAUUACCUCUCGCAGAAUAGGAGCUGGACUACAUAAUCUUGGAAACACUUGUUUUCUCAAUUCAGUUUUGCAGUGUUUGACGUAUACUGAGCCUUUAGCUGCUUAUCUGCAAAGUGGCAAUCAUCAAAGUUCAUGCCGCAUUGCUGGGUUUUGUGCUCUUUGUGCGAUACAGAAUCAUGUUAGUAGGGCACUGCAAUCAACUGGAAAAAUAUUAUCACCAGCGAAUUUGGUUGUAAACCUGCGGUCCAUAUCACGCAAUUUCCGAAAAUGUAGGCAAGAGGAUGCACAUGAGUAUAUGGUGAACUUACUUGAAUCAAUGCAUAAAUGCUGCCUACCUUCUGGUGUGCCGAGCGAAUCACCUGGUGCUUUUGAUAAAAGUUUUGUUCAUAAGAUCUUUGGUGGUCGUCUACGAAGUCAGGUGAAGUGCAUGCAGUGUUCUCAUUCCUCCAACAAGUUUGAUCCAUUUUUGGAUUUAAGUCUCGAAAUACUCAAGGCAGAUUCUCUUCAAAAGGCACUUGCAAAUUUCACAGCUGCCGAACUUUUGGAUGGAGGGGAGAAGCAAUAUCAAUGUCAACAUUGCAAGCAGAAAGUGAAGGCUCUCAAACAGCUAACAAUUAAUAAGGCACCUAAUGUGCUAGCAGUUCAUCUAAAGAGAUUCUACGCACAUGACCCUAACCUAAAGAUUAAAAAGAAUGUUCGGUUUGGCACUGCACUGGAUUUAGAACCUUAUGUCAGUGGCUCUCAUGAUGGUGGUGUGCAUUACUCAUUGUAUGGGGUCCUGGUUCAUUCUGGUUAUACCACUCAUUCUGGCCACUAUUACUGCUAUGUUCGCACUUCGAAUAACAUGUGGUAUACCUUGGAUGAUAAUUGGGUCAAACAUGCCAGUGAACGUGAAGUUCUAAAUCAGCAAGCUUACAUGUUGUUUUAUGUUCGUGAUAGAAAAAGUAUAGCUCCAAAGAAGCCUGAUGUCAUUGCUAAGGAGGAGAAUGUGACGACAAAUGUUAUUGGAAAUAGAUGCCCUUUAACUUCUAACGAUGCAUUGAAUGAUUAUCCAAAUGGUCAGGUGGAAAAUAUGUUCUGUGGCGAUUCUUCUUUGACUGCUGAUACUCAGAAAAAUUUGAUAAAUGUUGAUUCAUCAAGGGUUUCAUGUGAGAACGAUGCUCUGGUUCAGCAAAAAGAUAGUGACAUUUUAGUAGAAAACUUAAUGAACAGCAAGACCCCUGUAUCUGAACUUACUUCCAAGGAACAGACUCAGAAAACCUCAUCAGAUGAGCCCUCAGUUGCUAUAUCAGAACUUGAAUGUUUGUCAUCUUUAGAUCACUCUAGAAAAGACAAUGACCCUUGUAUUCAGAAAAGUUUAGAUGCACCAGUUGUUGACAGACCUAAUCAGUUCAACGAGAAUGCUAUUUCUAAAGUGUGUGUAGAUUCUCCCACAAUAGAGCCAACUGUGAGUAGUCCCCUAAAUUUUCCUGGUAGACCUGCUAGUGACAAAACAUCCCAGUCUCAGGAGAAAAAUUCCCCCUCUGAAGCUGAUGCUGUUGCUGCCCAAGACUCUGUCACAAAUUUUUCUGAGAGCAAUGGCCUUGUUGGAACUUCAAAUGGAUCGGUGAAUGAGAAAGCAUGCAGUAUAUUGUGUGAGAAUGCAGUUGUUUCUCAGGGACUGGUUCUUAAAGAUUCAUCCAAUGUAUCCUCGAGGGACUUGAGUCUUGAUCAAAAGCAAGUGAAAAAAUCAAAAAAGAAGUUUCCGAAGUACCAGGGGUCAAACUUGCAACUGCGCCCAAUCAUCCAUUUCAUUGCAAAUCUAGGCCUGCGUAGGAAGAAUCACAAAAAAAGUAAACGCCGCUUGUUGGGUAUGAAGCAUUGUAGUAAAGAAAAGCAGAAUAAACAUGCCAUAUUAUCAGAAGUUGGACCAUCUACAUCUGGAAAAACACAUUUACUUCCGUCUUCUGAAAGUAAACCAACUAAGCCUUCGCAUAUACCUGUAGAUAACAUUAAAUCUAAUGAUGCACCUCUGAUGGAAAAUAAUGCUGAAGGAGAGUUUAAGAAGAGGAUGGAUCAGAACUUUGGUGUGCUUGCAUCAGUUGCGAAAGUAGAAAAUAUGUCCCAGUGUUUAGUGGCAAAUGAAUUUAAGGCUGGACAAUCUUUUAGUCUACAGGAUGAUACAGGAGAUCAAAUGCAUAAUAGUGUCAUGAGAAUGCUCACUCGAGGUCUAGAGGAGACAGUUGUUGCUAGUUGGGAUGAUAUGGAAUUACCUUCAUGUCAGCCUUUGGAGUCAAAGAGUGGCCAGAUUGCUCAUAUCGGAUAUGUUGGGGAUGAAUGGGAUGAGGAUUAUGAUUCGGGGAGGAGGAAGAAGGUAAGAGGUUUGAAGGAGAGAUUUGAAGGGCCCAAUAUUUUCCAACAAGUUGCUAACGAGAAAUAUAACAGAAGGCCAAAGCUGACGCAUUUUAGCGCCAAGAACUCUAGUAAAAGAGCAAAAUUGAACCAUUCUAGUUCAGAGAAAUCUAAUAAAAGGGCAAAAUCGAACCAUUCUAGCUCGGGGAACCUUCCAUUUAGGAUAUAA